Molecule: messenger RNA, 2507 nt
Organism: Orussus abietinus
Lineage: Eukaryota; Metazoa; Arthropoda; Insecta; Hymenoptera; Orussidae
Gene: dx
Product: protein deltex
Exons: 6
Coding region: 291-1907 (538 amino acids)
Biological process (GO): Notch signaling pathway; protein ubiquitination
Cellular component (GO): nucleoplasm
Molecular function (GO): zinc ion binding; ubiquitin protein ligase activity
Source: RefSeq, a predicted model, not a curated record
GGGGAGUCAGGUGAGGUUAGGUCACUGCUAGGUGGAGUGAUAUGAAAUAAGUGUGCUAUUUAUGCCGUGAUUACGUUUCCACGGAUCCUGGGGCACAUUUCACCCGCUUGAGGAAGGUUUACGGAAAAGUCGGACCAUAGAAUGGUAUUCUGAGGCGGUAGAUAGGUUAGAGGACACAGUGGGAAACGGUCCUUCUAGAGGAGGACAAGAUGUUCUCGAAGUGUCAGUGUCGUGGAGCUGGGCGACCUGUUCCCACGAGACUGUACGUAAAUUUUUUGUAAUGCGAAGAGAUGAACGCCCAAGGACAAGGACAGGGUCAUGCCCAUGGUCACGCUGUCGUCGUUUGGGAGUGGGAGAAUCGACAGGGUCGCUGGCGACCGUACAGCCCAGCAGUGUCCCAGCACCUCGAGAGGGCCUAUUGUAAGAAACUUACGAGAGUCUUCCUCCACGAUGCAGAUCCCAGCUUGGACAGGUUCGUCGUACCAUGGUAUUAUAUUAAUCUCAAAACCAAAACGCAAUGUAGCGACGAUGGCGAUGAAACUCAUGGUGUCAGGCGAAAAUUCUAUCUCCCGGGAUCACCGGCUGGAAAGGGGGCUAAGUGGGAGUGGGCAGGAGACUCAGAUGACUGGCAUACUUAUGACAUGGAAGUCCAGUGUUUGGUAGAGGAAGCAUGGGCCAGAGGGGACAAAACGAUCGAUGUCUCAAAGACGUACCUUGGCUUUCCGUACAUUAUCAACUUCUGUAAUCUUACCCAAGUUCGGUGUUGCACAGGCUAUGUAAGGCCUAUUCGUCGGGUUCAGCAAGCACCAUAUCCAUUGGUAAAAGUAGCUCUGGAAGAACUGCGCAAUGCCACAACCAGAAUUAAUCCAUCUCCACCUUUGUUGGCAAAAAAUACCAGCACAAAGGUCGUGCGUAAAAAAUCGCCGAGUAUCACUGCUAAGAAAAGUGGUAAAAAGGGUAAAAGCAGCGAUGCCGGACCUGCAAAUAUAGCUCGGGUCAUUUUGAGUAACUUCAACAUAUUUAGCAGCAAACAUGGCAUAGAAAAUGGGAAUUCUGCAAGCGGGGCCGAGUGUGGUCAGAAGAGGAAAACUCGAGAUGCGGUUCUAGACGUGGAUUCAAGUAGUACAAAGAGUGGACGGAGACCCAGUGUAGAUACCGUUUCAACUUACUUGAGCCAUGAAAAUCCGGUGGAUUUGUUGGAUAGCAGUGUGGGAAGUGAUGAAGCAUUCAAAGAUUCCCCUGCUAACAUCGAGGCAGCUUCCGAUGUUAUAUCACAAUACGUGAAGGUCGUGGAGAGCGUUGGCUCCGAUUCAUGUCCAGUCUGCCUUGGAAGUCCCGAACCCCUGACGGUUGAGUUGUCUCGUUGCAGACACAGACUACAUCUAGCGUGUUUAAACGCGAUGUUAAGUUCUCAGCAACAGCCCAUGUACAUACAGUGUCCAGUAUGUCGUCUAAUUUAUGGCGAGAAGAGGGGAAAUCAACCAGCUGGUACGAUGAACUGGACUAGGAUUCCAAGAGCUUUGCCUGGCUUUCCAAACACGAAGACCAUACAAAUAACGUACGAUAUUCCAUCGGGUAUUCAGGGCCCGGAGCAUCCUAAUCCUGGUCAGGCAUACUACGCCGUAGGAUUUCCAAGAGUCUGCUACCUGCCGGACAAUGAUCUAGGCAGCAGAGUUUUAAGACUGCUUCAGAUUGCCUUUGAGAGGAGACUGAUAUUCACUAUAGGUCGUUCCGUAACUACUGGGAGAGAAGACGUCGUUACUUGGAACGAGAUUCAUCACAAGACCGAGUUGGGUCCUUCGACGUCUGGCCACGGUUAUCCUGAUACAAACUACCUGGAGCGUACCCUCCAGGAAUUGGCAGCUCAGGGUGUGUCGGAUGGGCCAUCACCGGUGACUCUGUAUUAGGACUUACGUUGAGACUCGAUUUCUCGUCCUUUAUUCCAUUUCUUGUGAAUCGAAGUAUCGUGGAGCUUGAAGAGACAAAGAAACCAUUGCCAUUAUGAAUGCAUAAAAGAAAACGUGUUUUCAAAAGUCUGGAGGACAAAGACGCCGAUGUCUUUGAUUGGUGCAAUUAUAACUCGAAAUCCUUAAGUUUAAAAGUUACUUCCCUGUUUUUGGACACUUUUUGCAUGGUUUCUCAUAAUCUAUAAGCUCCAUCGAGAGUAUCCCUCUGUUAACGAUAACCAUAAGUCAUUCCUAACCUCUGUCUUCCUUUCAUUCCUCAGUUUCUUAUUAGGACAAUAAGAUUAAUGGACUAAUUUUCAUAACACCGGUGGGACCGUAGGAACACCGAAGCCUGUCAUUGCACCAUGUGCGAGGGAUUCGACUGUUUAAGUAUAACUUAUAUACAUUUAUAUUCCCUAACGUUAACAUAGCUCGUAAUUGCAUGUCGUCGAUAGCAUUCCUACAACGGGGAGAAUGAAUUGUAUGUAAUACAAUUUAUUAUAAGAAUUUUCUUCUAAUUGCGAUGAAACGAGAUGGCAAGUGUCCACGUAUAGUAUUAUU